UCUCUCUCUCUCUCUCUCUCUCUAGAGCUUUACAUUCUAUAUCUACUAGAUCGCUUAGAGAGAUAAGAAAAAAAAAGAACGUUCUUCUUCAACUUGGGCAUCGAGAAAGAUUGCCAUUUUUAUUGCAAAAAAAAAACACUCUAGUAACGACAGGAGAAAGAGAUAGCUUUUCACUAGAACAAUGAAGGCUGAUACUGUUCUUGACUAUGCUAUCUUUGAGCUUUCGCAAAAACAUUCACGAUGCGAAUUGUUUGUAUCGAGUAAUGGAGAAACAGAGAAACUGGCUUCAGGAUUGAUCGAACCAUUCGUUAAUCAUUUGAGUGUUCUUGCAACAGAAUCAUUAUUUAGAGCGGAGGUUGAAAGAAAUGACAAUGACAAAUCUUGGUUCACAAGAAGAACACUCGAGAGGUUUGUUCAAUUUGUUAAUGGUCCAGAAGUUUUGGAAAGAGUCAAUACAUUUGAUUCGGAGAUGUCACAGUUGGAAGCAGCCCGGACCUUAUAUUCUCGUGAUGAUGGAGGUGUAACGGAUGCAACAAAGAAGGAGCUCCUGAGAGCUAUAGAUUUAAGACUUGAUGCUAUUACAAAGGACUUAACCACAUCUAUUGCUCACGCCUCAGCUAAUGGUUUUGAUCCUCAAACUGUUUCUCAUCUCCAACGCUUUGCUGAUACAUUCGGUGCACAUCCUUUGGCUGAAGCAUGUGGAAAAUAUAUGUCAUUGUGUGAAAGAAGACCAGACCUAAUCAGGAAGCACUUGACAUCUGUCAAUGAAACAAACAUCAGUCAACUUGAAAGUAGUAAAGAAGAUAAAGAGGAGAAGAAAGAUGAAUCUUCUACUGCUAGGACCAGUCAACAUACAAGGAGACUCAGCGUGAAAGAUAGGAUUAAUCUCUUUGAGAGCAAAAAGACUGAAAAUUCAGGACACAAACCUGUGGUUGUUGCUAAAUCCACAGAACCGAGGAGGCUUUCUUCUGAUGUCCCAUCAGAUGCUCCUCUAGUCCCUGAGAAAUCUGUCUUAAGAAGAUGGAGUGUUGUUAGUGACAUGAGCUGUGACGGUAGUGGCAAGCAAGAAGUUCCCUCGAGUAGACCAUCUUCUGGUAACCGUGAUGCCAUAGUGCCAAAAGAGUCUGAACUAAACAGUAAAAGGAGUGAUGAUGAUGUGUGUUGUACUAAACGUGAUGAUUCUCAAAACCAGACUGAUGGUGAUGAUUUAAGACAGAGAGAAGCAGAGAGCUAUGCAUCCAAGCCCCACAAUGCGGCACAACAACAAUCAUUUGGUGUUGAGGAUGAUGAUCUUGUGAAUGCAGAUUCAGCUGGGAAGAUCAACAGAAGCAGAAUUGGUGCAACGUCUGUGCAUCAAAUGCAUAGAGCAAGAAUGUCUAGGGAAAGCUCUCAAGGGGAUAAACGAGGUGGUGAUGAAAAAGACAACAAGAAUGUUGUAAUGAGUCGGAAUGUAGCUGAAUUAAGUUACUCAGAUGAUUGCAAAGGGAAGUUAUACGAGAUGUAUAUGAAGAAAAGGGAUGCAAAACUGAGAGAAGAAUGGAGUUCUAAAGAAACCAAGUUGAAGUCAAUGCAAGAAGCUCUGGAGAGAAGUAGAACCGAGAUGAAGGCUAAGUUCUCUGCUGCUUCUGAGAAGAAACAUGAUUCAGUAUCAAAUACACGCCAACGUGCAGAGAAACUCAGAUCUUUUAACUCUCGGUCAAAUAUGAAAAAGCUUCAGAGCGAAGAAGAAGACGUGAAAGACAAGGAAUCUAUUGGAAAGUGUGUUUCUAGAAGCUCCCAAGUUAGAAAGGCUCCAUCACCAAACCGGAGCUCCAGAGUCUCAAAACCAUCAAUUACCAUCAUGAGAAGAACAACAGAGAUUAGUCAACCUUCUGUUCCUAAUUUCUCUGAUCUUAUGAAAGAAAACACAAAAACAUCUUCUUUAGCUGUCAGAAAUGCUCCUGUGAUGCGAACACAGGUGGGAAGUAGAAGUAAUAAGAAGACUACAAAGGAGGAGAUACCAUCUCCUGUUAAGACAAGAAGACCAAGAUCACUUAGGAAAAUCUUCUCUACGAACAUAGAGUUCACAGAGUUGACAACUCUAGACUCUGAUGAUGUGUGGUGAACAAAGAGAUGAACCAGAAGCAAGGCAGUGGCAUUGAAUGAUGUGCCAGAGAACUUGAAGGCUGAUGAUUUUGAUGAAAUGGCAGAAGAAGAAGAGAAACAAGUUGUGGAGAAUCAUGUCAAAGAAGAAGAGGAAGCUAGGAGAAAUGGAAACUCUAGUAGUUGAUGAAAAACCUUCACUUAGCGAUAUUUAUGUUAUUGAUGAAAAACCUUCACUUAGUGACAAAGAUGAAAAUCUAGUUAAUGCUCUACCUUCAACUUACGUUGGAUCUUUAAUGGAUUCACCUAGUGAGAUUCCUCUCUCGUGUAACUCAAGCUUGCAACACGCAUUCUCUUAUCCGCACGAGUAUUCAGAUGCUGAUGAUUCUCCUCCCAUGGGAAGUCCUGCUUCUUGGAGUUCAAGAAUGAGAAAGAAAUGGGUAACAACAACAGCAUCUCAUAAUAACUUAUGAGAAAUGUAUGAAUUGUGUUAUUGAUAUGAAGAGAGUUACAUAACUUUAUAUAGUAGAACUAUAUGAAUCAAACAAUAAAUGUGAAGAUCAUAUAAUCAAUAAGAAGAAUAUAUGAUGGAGUGAUUAUAGUGAUUGAGUGAAUCGUAUGAGUUAUGAUUGAUACUCUUUCCUUGAUACGCCCCUUCAAGCUCAAGGGGGUGAUGAAGCCAAGAUAGCGGAAGCAGCGGCUUGAGAUUGACAUCUUUAAGAAAAUAUGAUAAGAGAUAAGAAGAAGCCUUGCGUUUGAACCAUACGGUGAGACAGACUUGUAGCUUGGAUUGAUUUAGACACGGACGCUAGUCGUGUGGAAGCAUAUAGCUUGAUGGAGUCAUAAAUAACUUGACCACAUAUCAAGAAAGUAGACGUGUGCACACCUGGACUCGAGAUGCAGAAGAAAUGGAACGUUGGCUUUAUUAAUCACUACAAGAAGCACUUUGGCUUUGAUAAAAAGAAA
Raphanus sativus (radish) is the source of this 3048-nucleotide messenger RNA. Its product is annotated as COP1-interacting protein 7-like. The transcript has 8 exons. Bases 182 to 2104 code for a protein of 640 amino acids. NCBI's taxonomy places the organism in Eukaryota, Viridiplantae, Streptophyta, Magnoliopsida, Brassicales, Brassicaceae. The record is from RefSeq and is a predicted model, not a curated record.